Molecule: messenger RNA, 807 nt
Organism: Elephantulus edwardii (Cape elephant shrew)
Lineage: Eukaryota; Metazoa; Chordata; Mammalia; Macroscelidea; Macroscelididae
Exons: 7
Coding region: 13-807 (264 amino acids)
Biological process (GO): synaptic vesicle endocytosis; synapse organization; chemical synaptic transmission
Cellular component (GO): cytoplasm; neuronal cell body; axon terminus
Molecular function (GO): cuprous ion binding
Source: RefSeq, a predicted model, not a curated record
CUGUGCUCCACCAUGGAUGUCUUCAAGAAGGGCUUCUCCAUCGCCAAGGAGGGCGUGGUGGGGGCUGUGGAGAAGACCAAGCAGGGGGUGACUGAGGCAGCCGAGAAGACCAAGGAAGGGGUCAUGUAUGUGGGAGCCAAGACCAAAGAGGGGGUUGUACAGAGCGUGACUUCAGUUGCUGAGAAGACCAAGGAGCAGGCCAAUGCAGUGAGUGAGGCCGUGGUGACCAGCGUCAACACUGUGGCCACCAAGACACUGGAGGAGGCUGAGAACAUUGCAGUUACCUCCGGGGUGGUGCGCAAGCAGGACUUGGGGCAACCUGUGUGCCCCCAGGAGGAGGAGGCAGCCAAAGAGGAAGAAGGACUGGCUGAAAAGAACCGGCUGUCCCUCCGCACAAAAGCAGUUGCUUCCAGUCUCGCCCUCUACCCACUGAGCCUGGCACCACAUCACAUGCGCAGUGGCGACAAAAAGAACUGGAGCAGUAUGAAAAGCCUUCUUGGUAAAAGGAGCCCCAUGGAGCACCGCCAGGGCGGCAGGUCCCAACUGUCCUCCCAGCACAUCCAGGUGGUUACCAAGCCCCACGUGCUCUCCAAGCCUGAAGCUGUUCCUGGUGCCUGGAGCAGGUCUCCGCGCACCCCGUACCCCCUGGGGCCUCAGAACCUGGAGGAGAGCCAGGUCCCUCCCCAGACCCAGCCGCUGGAAACGCCUGGCGCUACCCCCCCCCCUCCGGCAAAAGGCGGGGUGGGGCGGGCUUGGGGCGCCUUAAAAGCCCCAGCCCGCUCUCACGUCGCAGCACAGCGCGGGUAA